Effrenium voratum is the source of this 3156-nucleotide messenger RNA. Lineage: Eukaryota; Dinophyceae; Suessiales; Symbiodiniaceae. The record is from the annotation of a GenBank genome assembly.
AUGUCGCGAUGGCGACAGCACUCGAGUCAUUCGAGUCUUCCGCAGUUUGCCACAACAAAGCAGACGAUCAGCAAUAGCACGUCUUUGCCUGUUUUGCGUCAACAGGACGCCAAUGCUGGUCAUCAGCUGACACAAAGGAGCACCUCCGUGGGCUUCUACGCUCCAAAGCUGCCCACCGUGCAGCGGCGAGCGUUGCAGCAAAAUACCAUCGCCCGAGCAGCAAAGCUGCAGGAUGUGCAUCGGCCGCAGCAAUGGAGGAUGGAAGAUCGGCCUGGCAUUUAUGCCGUAUUAGAACGCGACCUCGCCGCGCGGGCCUUGUCCGAGACCACGGCCACCUGGGGCCCGAAGGACGACAUGGCAGCCAUCGAGGCGGCGGAGCUGCAGCGCAUCGAGAAGCUGCAGCGGCGGAGAGCCGUGCAGCGGCCUGCAAAUGCUCAUCUCACCCUUGGGGACAGAAAGAAUUGCCAGCAAUCUGCUCUAGCAGCCGACAAGCAAUUCGUCCUCAAACGCAUCGAUGAGAUCUCCGAGAAUGCAGAGGCAAAGGAAGCCCGAAUUCAAGUUCUGAAUGAUCGCUGGUUGAAAGCCGUCAUGGUGCCCAUUCAGAUGCCAGGAGAAAUUUUGGGCCCGGAGAUCUUCAAGCGACUACCUCCACCUUUGGCCGAGCAUCAGAAGGAUGGAGCGGAGGGCAAGGAGGACAAGUUGCAGCGUGAUUUGCCCGAAGAGGAGGCCGAGGAGUUCAACCUCGCGAGCCAUGAGGUGGCAAGCAUCAUCAACGUUUGUCGCCAGUUUCAGGCGCUCACCGCCUCACGGGAUAACCACCUUCCGGAGGUCCUGAGCCGCGCCGCCUUCUGCCGCCUCACCUGCGCCUUCGACGGCUUCCGGUCCCAGGGCCGCCCGCGGCUGCGCCGCUCUGUGGCUCACUUCGACCGCCUGGCCAGCAAGGUGGCAGUCCAGAACGGCGCUGUCCACAUAGAGGUCUCGGGCGUGCGAAUGUUCGAGGAUAUCAUCAACGUCAAGGAGCGGGCAAAAGUGGGAGCAGAGGUAGCGCAACGCGACAUUCCGAUCGUGAAGCUGUUCCAUGCGGUGCUCCAAGACAUGUUAGAUGACAUGGGAUGGAAGACUGCCAGUUCACCCAACCAGCAGAUCAGCAUGAAGAACAAUUUGCGGAACUGGUUCUUCGAGUUGCUUUUGCCGGCAGCACAAGACUAUGCCCAGGCAAGGCAAGAGUUCCUGGAGGCCCGCAUUGGUGCUGCAAAGCCUGACAGAGCUGAAAUUAAGCAGGAUCUUGAGAAGCUUCCUGAGGAAGUCCCUGUUGAUGAGGAAGCAGAGAUCGAGGACUCUCAGGAACUCCAGGAAGUCCAGGAACUGCAGGAAGUCCAGGAAGUCCAGGAAGUCCAGGAGGCCCCGGAGCUCGGGGAGCCUGAGAUUACGGAGCAAGAGCGCAGCGAGCUGUACGCCCACACCUUUGUGGUCCUCAAAGGCGAGAACCUGUUGUGCCAGCUGAUGGAGCCUGAGGUGCUAUGCCUCAUGCCUGAGAUGAGCAACAUCUUCCGCCAGCUUUUUGAGGCAUAUGCUGAUCUACCCAUGCCAGACGGGACAGGGGGCAUGAGCCUGAAAGGGCUGCUUCGCUGCUGCUGCGACUUUGACCUUUUCCCAGACCGGGUGGACUACAAGACAAUCUUGUGGAUCUACAACUCUGCGGAAGGCUGCAAGGAGCUCGGCCCCCUGCCGGAAGAGCCCAAAAAGCCACCAGUCAAGAAAGGUCGCACUCGCACCUGGAGUGGAAGCACACAGGGCGAUCGAACAAAGAGCAGGAUGAAGAAAGCAAAGUCUGGAGCCAAUAAAGGAGACACAUCUACAUGCAUCCUCUACCAUGGCAAAUGGAUCAAAGAUCACCUGGCAUGGAUGACAAAGACGGCAUCGGAGAUGACAUCCUCGGAGCUGCGGGCCAUUGCGAUCCUUACUGCAGCUGCAAGAUGGAUGGAGUGCCAGUGCCUCACAUCCAACGAGCUGCUCGCCUACUUCGACGACGAUGGAAACGCAGCGCUCAGCUCCGAAGAGCUGAGCACUGCCAUCCAGUUCAUGAGCUUCGAGGAUCCGCCAACGCAGGAUGACAUUGAGGAUGUCUAUCAGAAGUUGCUGCAACCCAAGGCACAGGAGUUGGACCUGGAGACCAUUGGAAUGGCCAUGACCGCUGUGAGCAAGAAGGAGGAGCAUGGCAGUGCUGCCGCCAGCGUCAUGAUCAAGGACAUGGCAAAGAUGUCGAAGGAGCAGACCAAUGCCGCGACCUUCUUCAGGGAGAUGAUCGGCUACUUGCAGAAGACGAGCAUGUCCGCCGGGGAGCUCUUUCAGAAGCUGGACGAGCACAAGGUCGGAGCACUCACGGGCCGCGAAAUUACCCUGGAGUUCCGGCUCUUGGUCACGGUGACUGGGGGUGGCAGCCCAGCCUUGCAAAUGGACAAUGCGUUCCUGCUCAUGGAUCCACUUGGGAUUCAAAAGUUCACCAAGUCGGACUUCACAAAGAUGAUCUCGCAGGUGAAGAAAGCCGAACGAGUUCGUGCUCAGUCCAAGAGCUUGCACCCACUGUUUCUGACUACUGCAGAUGCUGCACAGGGCCAAGGCGCUCGAAAAAUCUUUGGCCCGGUGGCGUUCAUGGAGAGUAUGCUGAAAAUUGGUUUGGAGUACCUGAGCUACCACGGAAAUGCUACCCAGCAGGCGCUUCCCUCUUCUCAGAAACUCGUGUGGCUGCUGGCCUUCCUCACAUGGUCCUUUGAAGCCAACAAGCAGAGGGCCAACCGACCCACAUCGGAGGGCUCUCGCUGCCACAGCCGCUGCUCAGAGAGGGCAGAAUCUCGGCAGAGGCGUGGACUGUCGAGAGGGCACGCAUGGAUCGGAUCCCGCAUGGGAAGUAUGGAGAGGCCUUAUCCCAGAUUCUUGCCGCCAUUGAACCGCUUAUUGGCGCGCCAUCCUGGCUUAUUCUUGGAUGCUCUCAAGGAGUCAUUCACUGUCCCGGACCCGCCCGAAUGGGCGACAGAUGCGGACUUGCCAGAUGUGCUGCUGCAACAGUGUACAGAUGUCCUGCACAAGGAGCGUGAGCACAAGGAGAGCAUCCCUUUCCAUCGCGUCCUCCUGAAAUUAGCCGCUGAGGGGUUCUGA